Messenger RNA from Linum tenue, 1128 nucleotides. The record is from the annotation of a GenBank genome assembly. Lineage: Eukaryota; Viridiplantae; Streptophyta; Magnoliopsida; Malpighiales; Linaceae.
AUGGCGAAGAAGGUAGGCCUGCUGCUGGUAGUGGGCUCUGCCAUAUUGGGUCACUGUAGUUUGGUAGCCGGCCGGGUCGGAGCGUCCGGCCCAGAUUUUGUCCCUCUGUAUGUGUUCGGUGGUUCCCGUGGAGAUAGUGGAAACAACAAUUACUUGGACACGACGGUGAAGGCAGACUCGCCGCCGUACGGGAUCGACUCUCCGACCCGCCGCCCCACCGGCCGUUUCUCUAAUUACCGCAACAUACCCGAUUUCCUGAGUGUAGCACUGAAGCUGCCGCAGCCUCCGUUGCCGUACUUGAGCCCCCAACUCAACGGGGAGAGGCUACUUUACGGUGCCAACCUCGCUUCCGGCGGAGCCGGGAUCUUAAAUGACACCGGCGUCCAGCAAGGGAACAUAAUAACGAUCGCCGAGCAGUUGCUAGCCUUCCCGCAAUACAAGGACAAGCUGGCGGCGCAGGUCGGAGGAAGAGAACAGGCCGACCGGCUAGUCAACCAGGGACUGUUCUUCUUCGCCGUCGGCGCCGACGAUUUCGCCAACAACUACUACACGCGCCCUCUCUCCGCACGCGCCAGCCAGUACACCGUCGUCGAGUUCGUCGAUCUCCUCAUCUCCGAGCUGUCCAAACACCUGCUGAGGCUGUACGAGCUGGGGGCUCGCCGGACGCUGGUGACUGGGACGAGCCCGUUCGCGUGCUGGCCGGCGCAGUUGGCGACGAUCAGCGGCGGCGGCGGCGGGGAGUGCGUUCCCGAGCUCGAGAACGCGGCGUCUCUCUUCAACUCCCAGCUGAAUCGGCUGGCUCGGCGGCUCAACGAUCAACUUGGCCACGUCUUCGUCGUUGCUGCCAACGCCGUUACAUUGACCGACCAGUUCCGCAACAAUCCUGGGGCUUAUGGGUUUACUGAAACGAGGGUGGCCUGUUGCGGGCAGGGUCCUUACAACGGGCUAGGGCAAUGCACGCCAGCGUCGAAUCUGUGUCCGAACAGAGAUGAGUAUCUGUAUUGGGAUCCGACCAAUCCCAGCGACAGGUAUCUGGGGUUCUAUGUUGAAGCCAUCUCGAGUGGUCCCACAAACGUCGUCUUCCCGAUGAACCUCAAUUCCAUGCUGGCCAUGGAACACGAGGCCUAA